UCUCUCUCUCUACAUCUCUCUCUCUCUCUCUCUCUCUAAUAUAUCUCUUCUCUUUCUCUUUGAAUUGUUAGUAAUUAAAAUGGGGAGAGCACCUUGCUGUGAUAAGAGGAAUGUGAAGAGGGGGCCAUGGUCGCCCGAAGAGGACGCCAUUCUCAGGAGCUACGUGGAGAUGUAUGGGAAUGGUGGGAAUUGGAUCGCUUUGCCCCAAAAAGCUGGCCUCAAACGCUGUGGCAAAAGCUGCCGCUUAAGAUGGCUCAAUUACCUGAGACCCAACAUAAAGCAUGGAGGCUUCACAGAAGAAGAAGAUACAAUCAUUUGCUCUCUCUACAACUCAAUCGGAAGCAGGUGGUCUAUUAUUGCUUCUAAAUUACCCGGAAGAACAGAUAACGAUAUCAAGAAUUAUUGGAACACCAAGCUCAAGAAGAAGUUCGCGGCCGGUCUCAUUACCACCACCUCCACCUCCUCUUCGUCCCGCAUCUACCACAGCCUGCCGACGUCGCCGCCGCUGCCGCCGCCGCUGCCGCUGCCUGAUCACCUCCCAACCAUCAAAGCUGAAUCUUUCGCCAUGCCCUCGGAGGACCUGCUCGCCCAAGUCUAUGCAUUCACUGCUCAUCUGUCGCCGUCGACCGAAGAGGCCUCCGCUUCUUCGUCCUCGAUCACAGUCGACAACAACAACAACAACAACAACAGCAACAACAACAACAACAGCAACAACAACAACAACAACAACAACAACAAUAGCAGUAGCUAUAAUUGGUCUAUCGAUGGAAACGGAGGCGACGACGCCUUCUUCUUCUCCGAGCUCGGCUUCGGCUGUCCCAUGGCUGGUGACCUUAACUGCUUUUCGAGCCUAUCCAGCACGUGGGGUUCGAAUUCGGAGAUGAAGCCGCAGGGCGUGUACCAGAGUCUAACAUCCUUUCUUGUAUCAGAAAUGCAAUAUAAAGAGAUGAAUUAGGUGAUACAGUUGAAAUGAAACAGUAGGCUAGUGUUUCUUGUUGAACCAGAUCCCUUCUUUCUUGCUUUAACUUUGUCUUAUGUAAUAGAGCUUCUUGUAAAUGCAUAGAGAGAAAGAUGGUGUUACAAUAUGCAUGGAUUAUGGAAAAGAGAUUUGGUCUAAUUUGAAGUCAUCGUAUUAA
Molecule: messenger RNA, 1136 nt
Organism: Ananas comosus (pineapple)
Lineage: Eukaryota; Viridiplantae; Streptophyta; Magnoliopsida; Poales; Bromeliaceae
Product: transcription factor RAX1-like
Exons: 3
Coding region: 80-955 (291 amino acids)
Source: RefSeq, a predicted model, not a curated record